AUGGAGGGAUCGGCCCCCCCGAAGCGCGUUGCGUUUCAGGGCCCUUGCUACCUAAAACUGUUGGUUAGCAACAUUGUUGCUGGUGCUGUAAUCGGGAAGAGUGGCAGCGUGAUUGCGCAGAUAGAGCAGCAAACAGGCUGCGCGUUGAAGCUUUCUCCUGCAAACAUGUACUACCCAGGGACAGAAGAGCGGAUCCUGAUAAUGAGUGGCGAGCAGGAGGCCCUGAACGACGCUGUUAUUGUGGUGCUAGAAAAAAUUCAUGAGAUGAUGCAAUUGCAGCAACAGCAGCAGCUGCUCACAGACAGCAGCAAGAAGGACACCUAUGAACCCGCUGUAUCUCCUUCUCUUCCCCCUGUAAAGGUGAUGCUGCGCAUCGUAGCACCCAAGUCAGCAGUAGCCGCAAUCAUCGGCAAGGGGGGCCAACAGAUCAAGGAGCUGCAGGAGGCAACCAACGCGCGAGUUCAAGUCUCUAACAGGGAAGAAGGACUUGUUGAACGGCUAAUUACGGUGUCUGGUCAUCUAGAGGAGGCCAAGGCUGCGGCCCUUGCCAUUGCAGCCUGUUUGCAGAACGACCCAAAUCUCAAAUCCCACAUGUACGUCGUCUACAAGGCAGCUGGGGCCUCCUUUGGGGCCCCCCUCUCUCUACCCUACGGGGGCCCCUCCGCGGGCUACGGAGGCCCAUAUGGAACCUACACAGCUGGAACCCCUGGGCCCGACAUUCUCUCCCAGCAGUGCGAAAUCUAUCUUCAUGUUCCUGAAGCCGUCAUUGGCGCUGUCAUAGGGAAGAGUGGUCGGUGUGUUUCCGAGAUAAUGAAACAGACCGGCGCUAGGGUGCAGAUAAGCCACAAGGGGGACUUUGUUCCUGGAACGACAGACCGAAAGAUCGUCGUGUCAGGAAGCGUUGCCGCCGUGCACAACGCCCACGUGUUGCUGCUACAGCGCGUGCACACAUCCCAGGAAGCAGCGUCGCAAGCGAAUGGGCUAAAUAGCAGCAGCAAUAGUGGAGUUGAUGUGCAUUCUGGACAGCAGCCGCACGCAGUCUUGCAGGGCAACAUGCAGUACUUGCACCCCACAAACUUCGGAUACUAA
Messenger RNA from Cyclospora cayetanensis, 1089 nucleotides. Its product is annotated as protein BTR1. Gene Ontology annotation, molecular function: mRNA binding. The transcript has a single exon. Bases 1 to 1089 code for a protein of 362 amino acids. Lineage: Eukaryota; Apicomplexa; Conoidasida; Eucoccidiorida; Eimeriidae. The record is from RefSeq and is a predicted model, not a curated record. Gene Ontology annotation, biological process: regulation of gene expression. Gene Ontology annotation, cellular component: nucleus; cytoplasm.